CGAGACCAAUCAUGGCGGGACAUUCGCAGUCGUUUCAAUGCUCACUGCAAAUUAUUCGUAAGUUCCCGCUGAGAAGAUACGCUUCCUACGUCCCGGACGAAAAAAGCGGCCCUCCGAGUGACAAGGGAAGUUGGAAGGUAUUUGUCAGCACUACUGACAACCCGCUCCUACUGUACAUCACGGAUACUGACAUGAUGGUUGUCAAUCAAGGAUCUAUCAGCCACGAAUGUGUAUUUCUGCUAAACUCAAAGGACUGGGUCCGUGGAGUCAUGAAAGGCGACAGCAUCCUCCUCCUGUCUCGCUUUCACGGCAACAAUGAACGGAGGUUCAGAGUGGAGUUCGACAGGUUCGCCGACAAGACUGGAGCAGAACAGUGCCAGCUUUGCACAGACUUGCUGUCACAAUACUUUCAGUUUCAAGAACGCUCUGAAGUUGCAAGGAACACAGGCAUCAACUCAAACGACUUCUUCAAGCAACAGUUUGAAUCACCCGAAGUACUACGUGAAAUCGUCAAGGCCUGCCUACAAGAUCCUUCAUUCCCAAACUUUGUUAAGCAAGUAGACGACACCUUGCAAAGCUUGCUAAGUAAGCCGUAGACUGCCACAUUAUAUGUAC
This is a messenger RNA of Rhipicephalus sanguineus (brown dog tick), 615 nucleotides long. RefSeq lists its product as uncharacterized. The transcript is spliced from 5 exons. The coding region runs from base 12 to 596 and encodes 194 amino acids. Lineage: Eukaryota; Metazoa; Arthropoda; Arachnida; Ixodida; Ixodidae. The record is from RefSeq and is a predicted model, not a curated record.